Molecule: messenger RNA, 4450 nt
Organism: Dreissena polymorpha
Lineage: Eukaryota; Metazoa; Mollusca; Bivalvia; Myida; Dreissenidae
Product: dual specificity protein phosphatase 4-like
Exons: 3
Coding region: 1-816 (271 amino acids)
Biological process (GO): negative regulation of MAPK cascade; protein dephosphorylation
Cellular component (GO): cytoplasm
Molecular function (GO): MAP kinase tyrosine/serine/threonine phosphatase activity; protein tyrosine/threonine phosphatase activity
Source: RefSeq, a predicted model, not a curated record
AUGGAAGUUGAGAGGAUAUCAGCAUCUCGCUUUGUUCAAUAUGUCGAAGAAUCGUCAACGAAAACACUCAUUCUUGAUUGUAGACCGUUUUUGGCCUUCAACAAGGGACAUAUAAGAGGUGCCGUCCACUCUUUUUGUCCAUCCAUCUUGAAACGACGUUUUGCCAAAAAAGGGCUCCUUAUUUUGGAACACCUUCUUCCUCAGGAAGUUCGGAAGCGUUUAAAGUGCGGAGAAUUCUCAAGGGCGGCCCUGUAUGACAACGGGGAAGUUUUACCAACAGAACUUCUUUCACACCUCUAUAUCGGUGACGAGCGCCAUUCAACGAAUGCAGUCAGCUUGAAUCGUGUCGGAAUUACCGCAAUCUUGAGCGUUUCCACUUCCGGUGCAGAUAAACAAUUUCCCGAAUUCGUUUAUAAAUGGAUUCCAAUUCAUGACAACGUGUCCGAAAACAUAUCAGCUUGGUUCCAGGAAGCAUUAUUAUUUAUCGAUUUUAUUCGUGAAAACGGCGGCAAAACCCUCGUUCACUGCAAAGCGGGAGUAAGUAGGUCAGCCACCAUUUGCAUUGCGUACCUCAUGGUCUACAAAUCUUUCUCACUAGACCAAGCGUUCGAUUUCGUCCAAUCAAAACGUUCCAUUGUCGCGCCGAAUUUGAGCUUUAUGCAACAACUCUCUGAGUUUGAGCGGCUAUUGCUUGCCACGAAUACGCGUUCAUCGUACAUGACGUCAUCACCGUCUAUGACGCCACUGUUGACAUGCGCGAAGACGUCAGAGGUAUCUGGGCAACAGGGAACGCUUGGCAACUGUUUUGUAUUUUGAGUGUAUGAACUGUGUCUCGGGUUUGCGUAAGACAGCGUGUUUAAGAGACAUAUUUUGUCUUUGCCGGACGGUCAAGUGUUAUAGAUUUGAUUGAAUUGUACUUCAAGAGUAGUAUUUCUUGCAACCAUUCCUGCGAAAGGCUUUUGGCUAUGGAAACAAUAAAUUGUGUGCGUUAUUUGGACUGUUUUAUCGACAUGUUAAACGUUAAAGAUGUGAUUCGCCCAUUACCAUGUAUAUUAUAUUAUCAACAAGCGUCGAAAGGAUUGAUACUGAUGUUAUUAUUCACCGUAAAUGUCAAAAGGGAUGAUACCAUAAACAUUAUGAUCCAACGAAUUCCUAAGAAUGAUUAAACAUGUAUUAAAGGUUGUCGAUCAAGAUUUUCCCUUACAUCAAUCGCUGACCUUCCUUUAACCUACGGCAUGAGCGUGUUAAAUAAAAGGCGGAUUCAAAACUUUUGUGUGUGGGGUUGUUAAACAAAAUAUACCAUCAACUAUAUUUUCCGUAUAGUUUUACUAGCUAUUUUCAUUUUCCAAAUAUAUUAACAGAAACCUUUAAAUUAUUUUAUCGAUAUUUUAAUUGUCACAAAUAAGGGUGACUGAAGUCUAAUUAUGUUCCAUAUGAAUUUCAAUAAAUACUUCCUUCGUAAGAAUUCAAAAUACAAUUUUAUAUCAGACAGACGGACUUAUAAAGAUUCUUUAAUCAGUGUUUUUACAUGUGAAUAAAAUGAGAAAGCAAAUGCAUUUACUAUGAUAGUUAUGACAUGUCUUAUUACCUAAAUAAGUCAUCUCAAAUAUGUGUGACAUUGUUAAUCAACAGAGGGAUUUCCUUUCGUCUGUAAAUAUAUAUUGAAAUGACAAAUACAUGUGCAGUUUAAAAUAGUUAAAUAUACACUGUUUUUAAUAAUUAUUUUGUUUGUUAGAAGGUAGCAAUUAAUACAAAGGUCCCCAAUGAAUGCAACUAAUAUAUACUUACAAUAGUUCUAGGUCCACAAUAUUUAAGUACUUAGUCAAAAGCAGAGCCUUUAUAUAUGGGCCAUGCUUUGUUGAAAGAGGGUUUAAUGCAUGUGCAUAAAGUGUCGUCACAGAUUAGCCUGUGCAGUCCACACAGGCUAAUCAGGAACGACACUUAAAGCUCAAACUGGACUUUUUUUCUAAGAAGAGACUUUCUUUAAACGAAAAAUAUCAUACAAGCGGAAAGUGUCGUCUCUGACUAGCCUGUGUGGACAGCACAGGCUAAUCUGGGACGAAACUUUGCGCACAUGCAUUUGCACAAUAUUUUAGUACUUAGUCAGAAGCAGAGCGUUUAUAUAUGGACCAUGCUGUGUUGAAAGAGGGUUUAAUGCAUGUGCGAAAAAUGUCGUCACAGAUUAGCCUGUGCAGUCCGCACAGGCUAAUCAGGGACGACACUUUAAGCUUAAACUGGACUUUUUUGUAAGAAGAGACUUUCUUUAAACGAAAAAUAUCAUACAGGCGGAAAGUGUCGUCACUGAUUAGCCUGUGCGGACAGCACAUGCUAAUCUGGGACGAAACUUUGCGCACAUGCAUUUUCCAGAGUGAUGUAAGCCGAAUUUGACUUCAUGUACAGUUAAAGAUCAAUUGUUUAUGUGAAAACUAAGGAUUGGCGUGUACAGCUGAAUAAAAAUGCUUUUUUGUAUUAUUUCCUGUGAAUAAUCAUAUUGAAUAGCAUUUGUCUAUAUUCGCUGUAAACAUUGUAAACUUACAGUGCACAUUAUCGAUAUACAAGGUUGUGGACGUUUGGACUUCGUUGUGUAGUGUUAGCUUUACUGUAUAUGAAACGUUAUAUUAUUAUACUAGUAUGCAUACAUGUUGAAUUCGUACUCCAAGUUAUCGAAUGUAAUAGUUUAGUUGCAUAUUUAUUACAAUCGCUUUAAUGCACCGACCCUGAAUGUCAGGCCUUUAUAUGUAAUUAUGUAAUAUCAUUUCCAGCUUAAACUUACUUUUAUCUAUGUAACACAUGAUGAUAACGGUUUAUUAAAGUGGUUAAAUAGACGUCUAAUUAUUCGUUUUUAAUUUUUAUAGUGCUAGAUACGCAUAUCUAAUAUAUUUUAAUAUGAUUGUACAGCUAUUCUCUUAUUUGAAGGUAACAUGUCAAGUAAAUCUGAAAUCUUCGAAAUGAACAAAUGUCCGAUGCAUUUCAUUUAUACUAGUAUGAUUUUAUAUGGUGGUUCAACAUAAGAAAAAUAACAAAUUCGGCAUCGUCGUUUAUGUUUUCUGUUAUUGUUUUGCGUUGUUUAUACAAUAUAAGACAAACCAUAGAUUUGCAACGCACGUGAAGAACGUAAUCAAAUGAAAAAUGCAUUAUACUUUAUUUUUGUAAAUUUUCAUUAAAUAAAGUAUACAAUUUAUAAUAUUUAUUAUUGCAAAAUUCGAUGGGCAUCAUAACUCAAACGUUGUUAUUGUGCGUAUUAACACUAAUGUACAACUAUGCUGGACAAAAGCUAUCAAAGACCUUAUUGACAAAUUAGGCUUUAGUUAUUUAUUUCAUGAACAUGUUAACAUAACAGACCAUUAUCCAAAACUUAUACAACGUCUUCGAGAUCAAUACGUUCAAUCAUGGUAUAAUAUGAUAAAUUCGCAAAGUAAAUUAUAAUUAUUAUGUAAAAUUUUAAAAGGAUUAAACAUUUGAAAAAUAUAUUGAAUGUGUUGAUAAUGAUUGUCAUAGAAAAGCUCUAACAAGAUUUAACUAAGCGCUCAUUAUUUAGAAAUUGAAACUGGUAGAUACAAUAACAUUCCUAGAGAAAACAGGAAAUGCAAACUGCGAAACAGUAACAUGGUUGAAACAGAAUAUCACUUCUUAUGUAUAUGUACACUUUAUCAAGAUUUAAGAAUUAAGUAUAAUGUUAACCAGUCGUUUUAUACUGUCAACAAGUUCACAUCUAUGAUGUACAGUACUAACUGUAGAAAAUUUAGAAAUAUUUCCCAUUUUUUUUUACAAUACUAUGUUAAAACGAAAUGAUUACUUUACUAGCUACUCUGUUGCUUCUUGUUAACGUUGAAAACCAAUGAUGUAUUCACGUAUUCAUUUAAUUAUCCAUUUAUGUGAAAUGCUUUUUCUUUAGUAUUUCAUGUGUGUGGUCAUCUUUAUGUAUAUUUGUUUAGUAUGUGACCAAAGGCAUGUAUUUGCUGAUUUUGCCAAUAAACUGAAACUGAAACUGUUAUUGUGCAAACAAGCGAAUGGGAUUCGUUGUUCAAAUGCGCUAUUUAUGAUUUAUAAUACGCCCACACUCCAGCUAUACAAAAUAUGUCAAGAAUAAACUUGCAAAACGCCAAACAAUUCUGAUUUACGUUAACAAAGUUUUUUUUGCGAACUCUGGUCAUAUUGUAUGUAGAUAUGUUUUAUGCCAUCAUUAAUAUCUGAUUUAACAUGACAUUUCGUAGAUAUAGUAUUUUGUGAUAGCGUUAGGUAUAUUGUGUAAGUUUGAUAUGUUAAUGUAUAUGUAAAUGUGUUCACUAUGAUAGCGUUCUAGGUAUAUUGUGUAAGUUUUAUACGUAAAUGUGUUCAUGUUUGCUUUACGUACAGGAAUCAUUAUAUUAUACUAGUAUAUGUUAUACAAUAACAUAAAAUGGCACGUUAUGCAUAAUUUAUAUUGAAUUCAAUAAAACAUGAACAUUUA